UCUUCAUUUGGCACCUCCGGAUAAGAUCCAGUCCGCUGGUUAUCUAUUUCACUCAUAACAGCUGCUGCUUUCCUCCUCCUUCCUUAGUUCCACAGCCUGUAGCCACACUGAUUCCCUACCCAGUUGUCAAAUUGUUACGCAUUCAAAGCACUGCUCGUCACUUUCCAGAUCAGCUGGGACUACAUCUCCCCGGACUUCUGUUUUGAUCUUCCUUUAAACUCCAGGGCAUCCAGUGGUCACAAACAUAUUCCACGGCAAAGUACAUCCAGAGCUGCAGUCGCACCAAGAAUGUCCACCCCCACAAAAUGUCCUGAUAUUACCUGCUGCUCCUCUUCACAAUCAGAAGGGGAACAAAUAUCUGUCCAAGCAAGGAAGAGAAUAAUAACUAAGAACCUUGUAUCCCAGGGCAUGGAUUCUGCAGAGAAUUUUGAUCCCCCUGUAAUUGCAGUGCUGGGGUCUGGGGGUGGAAUACGUGCCAUGAAUGCUUUUCUGGGUACCCUGUCUAAGCUGUCUGAACUGAAGCUUCUAGAUGUUGUUACAUACGUUUCUGGAACAUCUGGAUCAACAUGGUGUAUGGCAUCAUUAUAUAACAAUGAAAAUUGGUCAGACUUUUCAUGCAUGGAAGAAAUGGAGAGUCAGUUAUAUGAUCGUCUCAAAUCGAAAUGGGACUGGGACAAGUCAUGGGAGAAGUUAGAGAAGGCAUUUUUGGAAGAAGUAUACUCACUGACUGAUUUGUGGGCCUAUGUGGUUGUUUACUGGAUGACUAAUGAAAUACAUGAAAAAAAUCUGUCGAAUCACAAAGUUGGGUGUGAGAAUGGGGUAAACCCAUACCCAGUCUACUCUGCUAUUGAAAAAGAAGAAGGAACUUGGUUUGAGUUUACUCCACACAUGUGUGGAUUUCCUGCAUACAAAUGUUUUGUGAAGACUGAGUUUUUAGGCAGUAAGUUUGAAGCGGGACGUUUAUUGAAGAAACAGCCUGAGAAGGACUUGUCUUAUCUUACUGGCCUGUGGGGCAGCGCGCUUUCAAGCGAUAAUCUCAUUCGUGAAAUUACUGAAAGAUUCUGGGGCAGUGCACCUUCAAACAACUAUCUAUUUCAUGACUUUAUUCAAAAAAUCUUUCACGAUUUGAUGUCCAACAAACCUAUAGGUGAGAAUUGCACCUUCAGACCUUUUGACAAGUCUAGAUUACUGUGGAGUGGCUGCAGUACAUGGAGCACAAAUCAAAGAGAUGUUUUUAAUAAUCAUGCGGAAAGUGUAAUGCAGUAA
Messenger RNA from Rana temporaria (common frog), 1266 nucleotides. Its product is annotated as cytosolic phospholipase A2 gamma-like. Gene Ontology annotation, cellular component: nuclear envelope; nucleoplasm; cytosol. The transcript is spliced from 10 exons. Gene Ontology annotation, molecular function: calcium-dependent phospholipid binding; calcium ion binding. The record is from RefSeq and is a predicted model, not a curated record. Gene Ontology annotation, biological process: glycerophospholipid catabolic process. Bases 289 to 1266 code for a protein of 325 amino acids. NCBI's taxonomy places the organism in Eukaryota, Metazoa, Chordata, Amphibia, Anura, Ranidae.